AUGCCGACGCGCUCCGGGAGAAGAGUUCCAUCCAUUCUAAUUCCAGUUGCUGUCAUCAUGGUAUUUCUCGGCCUUCAAUUCCAUCUCCAGUGGGAUUGGCCCUCUUACAUCACCCAAUCGAUCAAGAAGCCACCAGCAGCCGGAAUCGUCGUGGCAAGCCUCCGGAGCGAGGACACCUCCUGGGUACACCGCCAUCUGCCAAACUGGUCGCGCAGCGUCUACAUCGUAGACGACCCCACCGCCGAGUUCACCGUCCCCAAGAACAAAGGCCGCGAGGCCAUGGUAUAUCUAACCCACAUCAUCAACACCUACGACCACCUCCUCCCGGCCACAAUCUUCAUCCACGCCUCCCGCUUCGCCUGGCACAACGACGACCCCGACUACGACGCCCUCGCCACGCUGCACCAUCUCCAGCUCCCCCACAUCCAGUCCGCCGGCUACGUCAACCUGCGCUGCGUCUGGGUAUUAGGCUGUCCCGUAGAAAUCCAUCCGCACGCCGACGCCGCCCCCUCCACCGACCUCACCCCCGGUGAUGGUGGUGCGGCGGAUGGCCGCAAGCUAACGACCAAGGAGGUGUUCAAGCGGGCGUUUGAGGAGCUGCUGCCGGGCGUGGAGGUUCCCCGCGAGGUGGGGGUCGCGUGUUGCUCGCAGUUUGCGGUGUCGCGGGAGGCGGUGCGGGCGAGGCCGAGGGAGGAGUAUGUCCGCUGGCGGGAGUGGUUGGUGCAGACACCGCUGGGGGAUGACUUGUCGGGGAGGGUGUUGGAGUAUAUGUGGCAUAUUAUUUUUGGGAAGGAAGCGGUCUUUUGCCCGUCGGCGGCUGAGUGUUACUGCAACCUGUACGGGUUGUGUGAUUUGAGCUGCAAGGAGAAUGGGUGCGACGGCCGGUAUGUCUUGCCGAAGUAUGCGACUUUGCCUGAGGGCUGGCCAAGAGUGGGCUGGUCUGGGGAGGAGAGGAACUUUACCGGUCCGGAUUGA
Molecule: messenger RNA, 975 nt
Organism: Chaetomium fimeti
Lineage: Eukaryota; Fungi; Ascomycota; Sordariomycetes; Sordariales; Chaetomiaceae
Exons: 3
Coding region: 1-975 (324 amino acids)
Source: RefSeq, a predicted model, not a curated record